AUGGAGAUAGGAGGUUCAGUCAAGCUUGCACAAAGCAAGCUCGUUCUCAACAAGGCGUCCAUGGGUUGCCUAGCUGUCCGAGCAAAGAACUGGUCAGAUUCUGCAGACAGGUUCCUACAGAGAUGUGCAGGCGCUGGGAACACAGAAGCUUCAUACAUCCUUGGCAUGAUUAGGUUUUACUGCGCACGUAGCCGCAGAUCGGGAGCAGCUUUAAUGGUUUCUGCUGCCAAUGGUGGUCAUCUGGAAGCCAUUUUCUCACUAGCUGUAAUACAGUUCAAUGGUAGCGGUGCUAGAAAACAAGACCGCGACCUCACCCUCGGAGCUGGUUUGUGCGCACGCGCAGCAAAGCUAGGGCACGUCGACGCAACAAUAGAGCUUGGGCACUGCUUGAUGGAUGGAUACGGUGUGACCAGCGCCCCUGUAAAUGGUCGCCUUCUUCUGCAUCGAGCGAAGCAGCGGGACGCCGAGAACGAAAGACAGCAGGCAAGCCUCGGAACCCUAUACCAGAAGACGCACCAUGCAAACUUGUUCUUGUCUGAAUGGUUUUCGCUGAGCACAGAUGCAAGGAAUGGAUUAAAAUCAUUGUAA
Lolium rigidum is the source of this 588-nucleotide messenger RNA. RefSeq names its product F-box protein At5g50450-like. Lineage: Eukaryota; Viridiplantae; Streptophyta; Magnoliopsida; Poales; Poaceae. Bases 1 to 588 code for a protein of 195 amino acids. The record is from RefSeq and is a predicted model, not a curated record. Gene Ontology annotation, molecular function: protein binding. The transcript is spliced from 3 exons.